This is a messenger RNA of Blepharisma stoltei, 2373 nucleotides long. The record is from the annotation of a GenBank genome assembly. NCBI's taxonomy places the organism in Eukaryota, Ciliophora, Heterotrichea, Heterotrichida, Blepharismidae.
AUGGAUAUAUCAGCUACACUAGAAAAUUUAAAUCACUUUCAUCAAAAAGCAAUUGAGCAUGAUGAAAUUCUGCAUUUCCGAGAAGACGUUAUUUCACUAAUCAAAGCAUCCAGCCAAAAAGGCCUCUUUAAAGGUGUAUACAACCAAUCAGAUUUUAUCCAAAAUCUCAGACCUCAAAAGCUAAACAGCAUCUUGCCUAAGAUUUCUCAGCAGAGGAAGCUAAAUCUUUAUGAGUUAUUUGUAAAGCAUGCGGAUGUAGCAAGCAUUAAGGUCAACAUCCCAACUACCCUUCUAAGAACUGGCGAAACCUCAAUGACUUUUUUAGUCCAUACUCUUAAAAAUGGAAAUGUGAUCUCUAGGCCCUGCCAGCAAAGCGAGUUUUUCAAAAUCAAAGCCGACAACUCAGGUGCCAAAACGCCUCUUUAUUGUUUCAAAAAGAUUAAUAAAAAGGCAAUUCCGCUUUAUUCUAAAGAAAGCGCCGAAAACAUGUGAAACUUGACCAAAGACCCUGCAAUUCUGCAACUUUAUAUUAGAAGGACGGCAAAAAUGAGGGUUAAGUGAAAUUCAGAUACAAAGUUGGAAUAUAUACCUAUUACAAAAUCAAGCCAAAUUAUUGACCAAAUUACAGAAGAACCGAUAGCAAGCCCUUCCAAACCAUUCAAAAAGCGACUACAAACAAUAACAGAUAUAUCUGAGCUGAAAUACACAAAAGCAAUGCUUCAAAAAUCAAAAACUUUGAGCAAAGCUCGGCUUAAAUCAGUCACAAAGCCACUUUUGCCUCAGAUAGAAAGGAGCAACAAGCCUCGUUCAAGAUCUCAAAUUGUCCGAAGAAGCCCAAGCUACAAAGAAAAAGAAGAGACAAGCUUUGAUCAAUCCUUGACAUCAGAUGGAACCCUCAAUACCCCAGUGAGGAAACUUACAUCUUCUGAUGCAAAAAUAGACGAUGAGGAAAAAAAUCAGAAAAUUAUGGAAAUUGAGUCUAUGGUCUCCCAAACUGUUCUAGAUGGCGUAGCUCAUCCAACUACGGGUAGCGAGUGCAUAUCUUCGUGAUCAGCCGGGUGAAGCGUAAUGGAUGAAGGUAGACCGAGGGUAACUUUAGGUAAUACGGCAGGCCUCUCAAUAAUAAAGUUAAUGCUAAUGGUUUCCCAAACUGUCAAUUUUUUCAAUACAGCUGUUUUUCGUGGGCAUGAACUAAAAGAGAUGACAUUUGAUUUUAUUCUAGAUAAAAGCAAAAAUUGGGUACUGAUUAAAUGCAGAGAGUAUAGUUUAAACUGCCAAAUAAAUUUGAGCUAUAUUAACACCCCAAAUGAUAAGCAUAGGAGAAGGAGAAGCCAAUCAAACAGUGCCAUAAAAGCACUUAAGGAGAGUACGCCAAUACUCUCUAAAAAGAAUUCGAUGCCCAAAAUGAAAACGAAACUGAAUGAAAGUGAUGAAGACGUGGAAACUUCAGUAAUUUCAAUGCCAAGACAUAGGUUGAUACUCUCAAAUGAAAUUAAUGAAAAAGAUGUGUUUGAAAAGUAUACUAAAGCAAGUGAAAAUAUAGAUCACAUCAUAAAACGGCAGGCAACCAAGCUGGGAGAGCACAAACCGCCUGCUGCUAGCUUCUCAAAUCCUUUAAUUUCUAAGUUUCAAUGCCCAUUCAAAAACCAUGACCACGUCGAGCAUGUUAAAGUCCACAAAAAUAAAAACUGAAAUGAAAAAAUCUGCACCCUCACCCAAAGCCAUUUAAAUGAUGCCAUUAAUAGUUUAGACGAGCUAAAGGUAAAUUCUCUGCACACUCAGCAAAGUUUAGUACAAAAAUAUGGUGGGAAUGAUUUUUGGAAUCAGUUCAUUCUUUCGCUUUACAACAAGAUUUUAUCAAACGAAAUUUUACACAAGUAUUUCAUCAGUAUGAAGUUGGAGAAUUUCAAAAUGAUUGUAAAUGGGAUGUUCAUUAUUUUUAAUGGAGAAGUAAGUCCUGAAUUCAGAAGGAGGGUAAGGAUGGCUCACCACCGAUUAGGACUAGCUGAAGCAGAAUUCAACUGCUAUGCGGAUAUCUUUAAAUCCCUCAUGGUUAGAGAGCAAAAAAUGAAAAUCUGAUCCUUGAAAAAAUUUAAUAAUAUUCGUAAGAUUCUAUAAUAUGUUACAUUUAAAGCAUUUUGGUAUUUUUAAAGUCAUUUCAUUAUUUACAAUUUUGUAUUUUUUGAAUAAAAAUUUGUUUUUGUAGGAAAAUUUAAUACACAAACUAACUCCCCUGCUAGAGAAAAAUAAAAUAUUAUUUCCUGGCCAUGGGAGAGGAGUAAGAGCACGCUGAACGAACAGCAAGUAGAAGAAAGUGACAAGAAGACGAUUAUGUCGCAAGUAAAAUCAAUGAAGUGUCUAAUAUGCAGGUAA